Molecule: messenger RNA, 651 nt
Organism: Camellia sinensis
Lineage: Eukaryota; Viridiplantae; Streptophyta; Magnoliopsida; Ericales; Theaceae
Source: RefSeq, a predicted model, not a curated record
AUGGCGGACUCUCCGCCCUCGCCGGCGACCACAGAACCCAAUCCUCAACCUUCCGACCCACCCGAAAACCCGCCCUCCCAAUCCAAUCAACCCGAUCCAUCUCCGCCGCCACAAUCCUCAUCCGCUCCAUCUACCUCUCUUCUAGUAAACCCUAACCCUAACCCUAACCCUACUCCACCGCCACAAAUCAUCUAUCCCUAUGCGCUGCCGCAAGUCCCCGCCGUAGCACCGACGGCUCCGUCGUUCCGGCUGGUGCCGCCACCUGUUCCGGUCUCAUCCGCGCCGCCGCAGUUCUCGCCCCUUCCGGUUCCGAAUUUUCAUAACCCUAAUUUUCAGAGCUCUGUCGGCGUUCAGCCACCGGGUGUUUCAAUGAUGCAAACCUAUGCUCCGCCGGGUCAGCCUCCCAAUCCAGCUUUCAGGCAUUACGCUCCGAUGCCGAAUGGUUACCCAGCAAUUCCCACUCCUCAAGGGACUAUUCCUCCUCCGGGUGGGUUAUUCUGUCUCAGUCUCUGUCUCUGUCUCUCUAUUCUAUUCCGAUAUAUGUGUUUGUAUGUGUAUGAAUGUUAUCAUCUUCAUGAUCAAGUCCCUUGCUUUCAGUUUCUUGUUGAUCGAAUUGCAAUAGUUCGGUCUUAUUCUGUGAUGAAAAAUUGA